Molecule: messenger RNA, 2446 nt
Organism: Anopheles funestus (African malaria mosquito)
Lineage: Eukaryota; Metazoa; Arthropoda; Insecta; Diptera; Culicidae
Exons: 1
Coding region: 556-1308 (250 amino acids)
Source: RefSeq, a predicted model, not a curated record
UCGAUGAAGGUUCUCCUAUUACGAACUCGCUCCAAUAUCCCGGCAAUCGUAAAUGAUCGAUUAGCUUGACGUUUCGAAAACAAUGCCCACGAGAGGUCCGCGCUAAUUGCAGCACACGGACGAGUGUUUGUUGAACUAUACGCGAGCGUGUGAAUCAACGCGGGCCAUCAUCACCUGGACCUUUCUCAACAGAGCGUCACCUGUCAAUGCAAAUCACUCACAUUAGACCGAUACGGAAGCACAAGCUGACCCAGAAAAGAGCACCCACCUGUCGCGAUCUGUCUAAUGAACUGAUAACUGAUGCCCUCCAGCCGGGAUGUCUCAUUCAGAUGCAACGUCCCUCAGGAGCUGAUUGAUUAAACAUUGCACAAAGAAAUGCAAUUCAAUGCUCCCAUGGGAAAUCAUGAUAAUUCACAUGAAUCGCUGGAGACGAACAAUAUUUGACUAUAAAAUGAGCAGUAGACGUUGCAGUAAGUUACAAUCCAACUGGACAUCAGAAGCCUUCGUACAUCCUAGUGCUUUCCACUUGCAACACACGAGUUUUCCACUCUCAAAAUGGCUGCGAAAGUAGUGUUUGUUCUGUUACUUGCCUCGUUCGGUUUGGCACUCGGUCAGCGUGAUCCCUCGAUCGAGGUGAUGAACGUGCUGAAGGAGCUGCAGCCACGCUACCGAGAAAUUCAAGAUUUCGUCAUUAACCAGCUAACGGAGGCACGGUUGAACAGUUCCGAGGUGAUCUUCAACUUCCAUACCGACAUCAUCAGCUCGAAGGAUCAGUACGUUCGCAAUACGAUCCAGGAGGAACAGGGUGUACUUACGAUUCUGGACCUUCAGGCAGAAUCGGUCGACAGGACCUGUCUUGGAUUCGUGCGCAACAGUGUCGACAUGAACGUGAACCUGGUUGGCGUUUCGUACACCAACUGCAUCGUACGUGUGGACGACUCAUUGGCUGACGUUGUGCAAGAGUUUUACCAGACAAUUCAGCAGGAUGAAACACAGUACACCGGUAGUGAUCUGUUUGGCGCAUUCCGUGGCGAGAACAUCUUCCACGCACCGGAAAGUCUAAUGCAGAAGCUGAAUGAAAAGCUGGAACAACUGCGCGAAAAUCCAACCUUCAUUGCAACGGAACUUUUCGAUCUGACAGUAAAGUUCGAGCAGGAACUGAAGCAGGUGAAAACUGGCUACGAUGGAUGUUUGGAAAGUGGAACGGAACUGCUUCGAAACGCACUCGAAAUAGCGCGUAUUCAGGUCGUCCAAGUGUGCCAAGGACAGUUGGAAGAGCUGAAUCCCUCCACAACUCUCGCUGUGUAAACCUUUUUGGCGUUCGUCAGGAGUGCUUCGCGUAAUGUGCCAGAAAUGGAUUUAUUCUGUCAAUAACCAUUUUACGUUAAAUAUUAUGUUAACGAACAAUUUGAUCAUAUCAUAAAUAAAAUCGGCACGACAAUUCUUUGAAGCCUCCCACAAUAAGCAAUGCUUUUAGCUAAUGGUAACACGCAAGCAAAGAAAGAUGCUAACCAAGCAAAGGGGGAACAAAAACUUCUUGAAAAACCUUCACAAAACUCCCCACCUGAGAAAGAGAACAAAGUUUAAAGAGUUCCAUUUGAUCUAUUUUAUCCACCGUUAAUGCUACCAGCUGUUGCUUGUUGAAUGGGGUUUUUGGGCAAACGGAAAACUUUUCACUGGUUUCAAGGAUAUGAUUCCCACCGGUCUUAGAGCCACUCAGGGUUUAAACUCAUGUAUGUGCACAAAAAAAACCGAAACAUACCUGUGUGUCUGUCUGUUAUUUUUUUUACACCUUUCACUCCGUAAAGUUUGUAAAGGAGAUAUAGAUGGUCGGACGUACUGACACAUAUGGUUCAUAGGAAAAAAAGCGAAUGGAAUGGUGGACUAGUUCCCCACAAUACACAAAGUGUGAUUGAUUGGUUUAUACUCAUGGGCGUGAGUUGUGGUUUUGCUGGGGAACACGAAAUACACUUUUAAAAACAGGUGAGAAAUUGAAUUUCGAACAUUUCCUUCAUGUCCCAAUGUGUCCUCCCGGUUGUAAGUUAUUGUUCUUUCGUAUAGAAUGUUGCAAAAUAAGCAGGGACAGUUCGACAGUUGAAAGCACCCACGGUAACACGGGGAUGAACGUGCUACCAUAAAGUGUCACAAUAUUACCCUCAGAAUAUCAGAAAUUGUGUGUUUUUUGCAACACGCGCCAUUUACUCUCACUUGCAACAACCAUAAUCCGGAACUUCCUGCGUGGUUGAAGGAUUAGCAGACAUUCGGGGACAAUCACUACCCGGACCAGCAUGACCUUGUGCAAUUGCAAAUAAUCUACGUGCGUGAUACGCGCAAGCUACAACAGACGUUGCGACAGUGCGACCCCAAAAGUGACCCACUAGGGCCGACGCAUCGAUUGAGACGUUUGUAAUGUUUUAUCGGAGACGACAAUAAAAAUCUGAAAAUG